CAUCUCUGCCUUCGUCUCAUACUGAGGUGAGGCUCUGCCUCUCAAUAUACCUGUACAUACAGAAACUUGUUGUCUAUCUUGGUUAUGGCGGUGUUAUCACAGACGAAAGAAAUGGAUCGGAUCAAGGGCCCGUGGAGCCCGGAAGAGGAUGCGUUGUUGCAGAGGUUGGUCGAGAAGCAUGGACCCAGGAACUGGUCUUUGAUUAGCAAAUCGAUUCCGGGACGGUCUGGGAAAUCGUGCAGGUUGCGGUGGUGCAACCAGCUUUCCCCUGAAGUCCAGCAUCGGGCUUUCACACCUGAAGAAGAUGAGAAAAUCAUUCGGGCUCACGCGAAAUUUGGCAACAAGUGGGCUACCAUAUCACGAUUAUUGUCGGGCCGGACGGAUAAUGCCAUCAAGAAUCAUUGGAACUCGACUCUGAAGCGUAAGUGCUUUUCGAUGUGCGAAGAGUUCAAUAAUUUUGAGCCUGAAACUCAACAGCCAUUGAAAAGAUCUUCAAGCGUCGGGCCGGGUACAGUGAUUUCUAACUCGGGUCUUAACUUCGAUCCUAGCAGUCCAUCCGGAUCCGAUUUGAGCGAAUCAAGCCUCUCGGGUCAUCAAAUUUACCGACCCAUUGCAAGAACCGGAGGGAUCUCUCCUCCUCAUCCUACGCCUUCUCAACCAGACCUCCUCACAUCACUUAGCCUUUCCUUACCUGGGUCGGGUUCCAAUUCAAAACCCGUUUUAGAGUCCUUUCCCCCACAAAUGAAACCUGUAUCAGACCCGACCCCUAAACCUUCACGGGAGCCGGAUCGUAAAUCAGGGUCCACUAUGCACCAUACACAGAUAAUCCAGUCUCCGGCACCACCUGUCCAAGCUUCUCAGAUGACUUUGGCACCGCCGCCGCCACUGUCUCAGCAGUUUACUGCGGCAGCUAAACCUGCAGUUGGGGAGGUGGCUAUGCCAUCCCAGGUUGAUGCGGACAAACAGUUUUUUAGCCCUGAGUUCUUGGCAACUCUGCAGGAGAUGAUAAGGAAAGAGGUGCGGAAUUACAUGGCCGGGAUCGAGCCCAACAGGUUUUUGAUGCAGACAGAUGCGAUAAGGAAUGCAGUGGUGAAGCGAAUUGGGAUAAGCAAGAUUGACUAGUGAGUGAUCGAAUGAAUUCAAAAUCAAGACUCGUGGAAGAAUAGUUUUUGGAACGGGUGAAUUGGGAUGGGGUUUAAUGGCUGCAGAAUGAACUUAAUUUCGUUUUGUAGAUUUCUUAGCUUCGUUCUACAAAAAUAAUUCUGAGGUAUUGUAUAGAUGAAUCAAUGAAGGAGUAAGGGUUAAUGCUGAAUCGAGUUAGGUUUGAGCAAA
Molecule: messenger RNA, 1332 nt
Organism: Olea europaea var. sylvestris
Lineage: Eukaryota; Viridiplantae; Streptophyta; Magnoliopsida; Lamiales; Oleaceae
Product: transcription factor MYB44-like
Exons: 1
Coding region: 85-1122 (345 amino acids)
Biological process (GO): regulation of DNA-templated transcription
Cellular component (GO): nucleus
Molecular function (GO): DNA-binding transcription factor activity, RNA polymerase II-specific; RNA polymerase II cis-regulatory region sequence-specific DNA binding
Source: RefSeq, a predicted model, not a curated record